Messenger RNA from Arctia plantaginis, 2466 nucleotides. The record is from the annotation of a GenBank genome assembly. Lineage: Eukaryota; Metazoa; Arthropoda; Insecta; Lepidoptera; Erebidae.
AUGAACUCUGAUAAAAAAGGGCAGAUUAAAUUGUCCGAUGGUUGGGUAGUUUGUUCAUCAAAAUCAAAUCCCGGCAGAAAGUAUUAUUUCAAUAAGAGGACAGGAAAAUCUUCAUGGAGUCAACCACAGGCUAAUGAGAAGUCUGAUAGGAAACCUAAGAGUAAAAAAGAGAAAGUACACAGAGACAAAUGUAAAAAAGAGGAGUUGCAAAAGAAAAACUUAAAAAGAAAAAAUGAAGGAGUAGAAGAACAGAGUUCAAACAAGAAUAAAAAGCAGAGAAAAGAGACUUCACACCUCACAAUACCUCAGAAAUAUAAAAAUAAGAAAGAAUCAGCAGUAACUGCAUCAAGCAGUUCAAAAUCAGCACAUAGUAAUUUAAAACCUUCACCUAGUAACACUAAAGCUACUGUUAAAACCACACCCACCAGUGCAAAGAAGACUGUUCCAGAAAAUAUACAGACACCCAUUAAAAAUGCUGCAAAUCAAAGACUUUUACAACUUAGAACCCGAUUAUCUGCAGACAUUCAAGAUGAUAGUAGCAACAGCAAUGAAAAAUCACCCAUCAAAGCGAAACAAAAGAUUAGCCCAAAACCACAAUCAAUUGAAACUAAAAAUGCAAAGAUUGAAAACAAAAGUCCGAAUGUUAAUGAUGCAAAAUGCACAGCAACAACACAGUCUCCGAGCAGUGACAGCUUACAAUCAAUUCCGUCUCCCUCCCAAUUUUUUGCAGCCAAUAAAAUUAUAUCGUCAAUGAAAGCCCAGCUACCUGAAGAAUACUGUGAUAAAGCAAAACAGAAAGACACAUUUGCGGAUAUCGAACAGGGUAUUUGUAAUCAGACAUCAGAAUAUCCUUAUAUGAAGCAUCCGGCCACACCGCCUCAGUUUUCCGAAGCCAGCAAGCUAGUCUCCGCUAUAAAAUCAAAGUUAACGAAAGUGGUUUCUAAAGAAACUACCGUAACGUCGUUCUCGUCAGCUAAUGAGAGGUUAGCAGCCCUACGAACAAGUCUGAAUAACGAAAGUAUGGAAAUCAUCGAAAGUGAUAACUCUUUGGUUAUAAAUAAUGAAGAAAGAUGUACUACUGAAGCUAUGGAUGUGGACUGUAAGGAGCUGCCACCAAAACAAACACCACCUUUAGUGAAUUGUGCAAAAGAUAAUGUAAACAGUAACUUGGUUUUAGUUGUAGACACAAAUAUAUUUAUACAUGAGCUGGAUGUUAUCAAGAAUGUGCUUAAUUCUAAUAUUAAAGGUUACGCAGAGCAGCCGACAUUGCUGGUGCCAUGGAGGGUAGUGAACGAGUUGGACCGGUUGAAGGACAACAAUAAUUGUAGUGGAGCUAUUUGGAAACGUGCCCGACUAGCCAUGGAUUAUCUCUACAAAUCGAUACCAGAAAACAGCAGGAUCAGAGGUCAGCCGCUUCGAGAUGCAAACUCUCACAUUUACCCUUGCGAAUCACCAGACGACGAGAUCCUGAAUUGCUGUCUGCAGCAGGCUGAGAGGGGGAAAUCUGUGAUUCUACUAUCAAAUGACAAGAACCUAUGCAGCAAAGCGUUAAUAAAUAACAUAAAGAAUAUAGGUCUGAAUGAAAUAAAGGGUCUGCUGGAGAACAAGCCUCAGAAGUCAGACCCAAACUUGUAUGACAAUCUCAAGCAUUAUCAGGAUACAAUAUAUCAGCUGUUGGCCAAUAUUUUAGAGAAUGAAAUGCGAGCGAAAUAUAACAAUUUAUGGCAGCAUAUUUUAUUUAAAGCACCACCCUGGACGUUGGACGAUGUGCUCCAAUGUUUGCUCAAACAUUGGAUAGCCGUGUUCAAUGAAGUGUUCCCAAGGAUAGAACAUUUGUUCAAAGACUUGAAGAACAAUCUGGCGUGUGUUGAAAGUAAAAGUGCAAAUACCCUGUCUGAAUCUGAAGUGUCUACCUUCAAAGAGCUUUGUUUAGACAUAGCUAGGAAAUGUCAGAUUAUACCGGAGUACAUGGAGCUUGCUAAGUUGACUGUGGACCGGCUGCUGCGGAGUCGGACGAGCGAGGAACAGGACGGGAACGGGGAGAUGGUGGUUAUUGAUGCGUUUGAAGGAGUUUGGACCGUUAUGUCCAGUUAUUGUGCCAAGUUAUCGAACUGCCUGGGUGUGCAACACAACAUUGAGGACAAGAUCCCCGGCCAGGAACCCCUCGAAGUGCUCACAACUAAGUUGGUGCUCUUCAGCAAUCAGAUCAGUGCGUUCGCACUUGCUAUCAAAGGUGUGCUAAACACAGAUGCAGUGGAGUUUAGUAUAGAGGACCAAGUGUCGCAGUUAGAGAGUGUAUUCAAAGACAGUCUGCAACUCAUAUGUAUGGACGCAGCCGUUGUCAAUAGGAAUAACUUGAGGAUAUUUUGUAUAAAGUGCAAGAACAUGUUACAAGAAGCAUACACGAAGUUUUCCCAACUAACUGAGCUGAUUGAGAUUUGUAAAAUUGCCAUUGCUAAUAAAUAA